Pteropus alecto (black flying fox) is the source of this 3191-nucleotide messenger RNA. RefSeq names its product solute carrier family 39 member 8 (gene SLC39A8). NCBI's taxonomy places the organism in Eukaryota, Metazoa, Chordata, Mammalia, Chiroptera, Pteropodidae. Gene Ontology annotation, molecular function: zinc ion transmembrane transporter activity. The record is from RefSeq and is a predicted model, not a curated record. Gene Ontology annotation, biological process: intracellular zinc ion homeostasis; zinc ion import across plasma membrane. Bases 366 to 1823 code for a protein of 485 amino acids. Gene Ontology annotation, cellular component: membrane. The transcript is spliced from 9 exons.
UUUCAUUUCCCCUUUCUCCUCCGAGUUUAAGAACUAAAACAAAAAAGCAAUUCCUGCUAAUCUCUUAGACAAUGCAAGCGGCUCCAGACUCUAUUCUAGGAAGCCAGUUUUAUCAAGGUAACAAGGAGUCCACCGAGAGCAGAAAGAAGGCUAGGGACACCGACACGGAGGUGGUAUUGAGGCUCUACAGGAGGCCCGGGGGCCCGUUCUGCCUAUCGGUCUCCACCUCCGGCUGCACGGCCACUUCGAUGUCCUGCAGGUCGCGGGCUGCUGCUCUUUCGAAGGCGGUGGAGGACCAGGGGCGCCCCGCGCCAGCGCUGACUAGGACCGGCGCCGACGCCUGACCUGCGCGCCCUUGGCCACGGAUGCUGGUGCGCCCAGCGCGUCCUCGUGUGCUCCAGCCCGCUUGGGGCACGCGAGGGGCAGCCCCGGCCAGGAUGGCCCGGGGCCGAGCGGUGGCCGGGCUCCUGCUGCUGGUGGCCGCCAGCCUCGGAGGGGCGGCGGCGGGGCCCGGGCUUGCCUUCAGCGAGGAUGUGCUAAACGUGUUCGGCACGAAUCAGAGCCUGUCGGUGGCGCAGCUGGGGCGCCUGCUCCAGCAGCUGGGAGCCGCCCCCGCGGAGGGCGCCCUGCAGCCCGGGCAACUGCACUUCAACCAGUGCUUGUCAGCUGAAGAGAUCUUUUCCCUUCACGGUUUUUCAAAUGCUACCCAGAUAACCAGCUCGAACUUCUCAGUCAUCUGUCCAGCAGUCAUACAGCAGCUGAACUUUCACCCUUGUGAUGAGCGGCCCAAACAAAACACUAAACCAAGUCUGUCUGAAGUUUGGGGAUAUGGAUUCCUGUCAGUGACAAUUAUUAAUCUAGCAUCUCUCCUUGGAUUGAUUUUGACUCCGUUGAUAAAGAAAUCUUAUUUCCCCAAGAUUUUGACCUUUUUUGUGGGGCUGGCUAUUGGGACUCUAUUUUCAAAUGCAAUUUUCCAACUUAUUCCAGAGGCAUUUGGAUUCAAUCCCAAAAUUGACAACUAUGUUGAGAAGGCAGUUGCUGUAUUUGGUGGAUUUUACAUCCUUUUCUUUUUUGAAAGAAUGCUUAAGAUGUUAUUGAAGACGUACGGUCAAAAUGAUCAUACCCACUUUGGAAAUAAUGACUUUGGUCCUUCUCAAGAAAAAACUCAUCAACCUAAAGCAUUGCCUGCCAUCAAUGGUGUGACGUGCUAUGCAAAUCCAGCUGUCACAGAGCCUAAUGGACACAUCCAUUUUGAUAAUGUCAGCGUGGUAUCUCUACAGGAUAGAAAAAAGGAGUCAAGUUCAUGUACCUGUUUGAGGGGGCCCAAACUGUCAGAAAUAGGGACAAUUGCCUGGAUGAUAACGCUCAGUGACGCCCUCCAUAAUUUCAUCGAUGGCCUGGCGAUUGGGGCUUCUUGCACCUUGUCUCUUCUCCAGGGACUCAGCACUUCCAUAGCUAUCCUGUGUGAGGAAUUUCCUCAUGAGCUAGGGGACUUUGUGAUCCUGCUCAAUGCAGGAAUGAGCACUCGACAAGCUUUGUUAUUCAAUUUCCUUUCUGCAUGUUCCUGCUAUGUUGGGCUAGCUUUUGGCAUUUUGGUAGGCAACAACUUUGCUCCAAAUAUUAUAUUUGCACUUGCGGGAGGCAUGUUCCUCUAUAUUUCUCUAGCAGAUAUGUUUCCAGAGAUGAACGAUAUGCUGAGAGAAAAGGUAACUGGAAGAAAAACCGAUUUCACCUUCUUUAUGAUUCAGAAUGCUGGAAUGUUAACUGGAUUCACAGCUAUUCUGCUCAUUACUUUGUAUGCCGGAGAAAUUGAAUUGGAGUAAUAGGAAAUGAGAGAUGGUGUUGUUAAUGAAAACAUUUAAUAAAUAAAAACAUCUCCAAAGGGAUUUCAAGCUGAUCCUGUUUGGUUAAAAGAUAAUUUUGUUUUCAACUGUAGGUCAAGAAAACUGAUUAUUGCUUUCAGAUCUGUGACAUAGGCGAUUGCUUGUUGUUAAAAAGCUUCAAAAGGUUUUCAGUUCUGGUCUGAAAAGCCUUGUAUAUGAGAUCUUCAGUAAAUACCCUCUUUUUAAUGUUUCCUGCAUAUUAGAAAAUCAUUGCAAAACAAGAAACAUGCAUUCUACAAUCAUUUAGACACCAAAACCCAGAAAAAAAAUACAAGCUAGGUUGCAUAAGCUUUUAAAUCUCUACGGUAGGAUCAAAAGUUCAAGUGGUUUCAGAGUGUGUUUUUUUCCCCCUAAUUUGUUCUAAUGUUUUCAAAAGCAAGUACAUCAGGAUGCAGAAGAGAAUCAAAAUGUAUAUGACACAGAUAUAAAUGAUUCCAAGGCCUUAAUGAACCUGGGAAAGAAAGAUGUCUCACAGCUUUUGCUGUUUUAUAUUUCAGUUAGGCAUUCAUAGGAUUGCUUCGAAAACCAACCAAUAUGAAUUAUGAAAUCAAUAAAGUUUUGCUAGGCCUACUAAGUUUAGACUUUAUUUGAUACUCUAACUUUAAGUAAAGUCUACCAGAUUCCAUAAAAUGUCGGAAUUACUUUGUAUGACUUAUGUUGUUAGUGCACCAAACAAAUGGCAGAACAAUAUGUAAAACUCAUUUUCAGUGUGCAAUGUGUUUGCUUUGUGAAGGUGAAGAAUAUUGAUUUGUAGAAAUUAAAUGUAAUUUUAAGUAGUUUUGUUUUAAAGAUGAACACAAUUAUUUAGCAAAAGAUAUUGUAAAUAAAUGCAAAACAACAGCUGGACUCGCACAUGUAUGUCAAGGACAGAUUAACUGGAAAACAUGUUCCUUAUGGGAUCGAGAGUCAUUCAGAAAAAUCUUCUUUUUGUUCAGUCUAUAUUUUUCCUAUACAGUAUACUUUGGGGAAAAAAAUCUGCACAUCAUGGUUAUUUUCCUACCUUUUAUAAAAGAUAGAGCCUAUUUACUCAUUUAGCAGAUAUAGAAUGCUGGUCUAAAAUUGAACAUACUAACCCAACUCACCGCCCCAGGUCACUUCAGGGAAGAUAAUUUGACAGUGAGAAAAAUUAUUUAUAAAGGCCAAUAAUGAUCUCAGGAAUUACAUUUUCCCACAGACCAUAAAAUGGUGUCACAUAACAAUAAUGCCAUUCUGAUGAAUUUUUAACAUCUAUGUGAGUGUACAUUUUAACUUUAUGACUGACAAUUAAAAAGUUAUUGUUUGACCAAAUAGUAAAUACUUUUGAAACCA